AUGGACCGGCUUGGACGAGUAUGGUCGAAGCUAUCGAUCCGACGGCCUGUCCUGGCGACGACAGAAGCCGCUCUCGACGUUGACGAGACUCCAGACACUAAGAAUGAAGUCUUCCAAAUGUUUGCUGGCACGUCUUCUACUCCUGCCGGAGCUGGUCCUCAACGUCGAAAAAGCGAUGUCUCCCAUAAAAGGGUCGUUUUGGAUAACGUGCAGAACGGAAACCGGCGAAAGUCUGGCGAAAGUGCGCAUCACAAAGCUCGUCUGACUGACCCGGAUAUUAUUCGAAGUUUUCCUGUUGUUGACGUUCCCUCGUUAGAACAUGCCGCUACUGUAACCGAUAUGGUAAGUGAAUUUUUAAUAUUGUAUUACCCAAGAAAUUUUGCUCUCUCGUUUUCCGCGACGUCAUUCGUGUGUAGAGGAGUUGACACGUCCGGAAAUGAAAUUUGACCAAUUAUAAACUAUAAAUAAUUUAGGAGUAUUCAUUUUGGAACACACUCGCAUCCUAAAAUGUCAGAAUUUUCAACAUCUUUUUCUAUGUUUUUUUCUAUUCUUGUCGGAGCUGUUUACUUCUUGAAGACUAUAAAUUCACGCUUUGUUUUCCAAAGAGAAUUCAAGUAUACUCAUUGAUUUUGAUGCUUCACAAAUAAGGUUCAGCUAGUGAAAACAGAGGUUUUUCACUUUCUGCUUCAAAAAUUAGUGAUUUAUUAGUAAAAAGCACACAUUAUUUUCUCUUUUUUUGCAAUUUUUUUAAACCUCUCUGAGAACUCAAUUAUUUUUUUCAAUUAUUUCUCUAAAGUUAUUCUUUUCUUUGACGAGAAUACACAAUAUCCUCAGAAUCUCGUACUCACUCCGGUUGUUAAUGGGUGAAAAAAGGCUGAAUGUCUCAGAUCACAUGACGCGGAGGGAGCACCACAUAACUCUCGACCUUAUGUUGAAUCUCAAGGAUAUUCAUUACCCAUUGGAACAUCUCAGAGAAAAGCUUCUCCACGGAAGUGUCUUGGAAAAUUUUCACGAAAUAACGGAAAACCAUUUUUUGAAUUCUUAUUUUUUGAAAAAAGCUGAUUUUAGAGUUCAUCGAAAGUAAAUUAUCAUAGUCUAAUUUUUGUUUUUUUGUCGAAAGUUUUCGGGAAACUGCGAAAAUUCGAAAAAUGUUUCAAUAAACAAUGUUUUCCUUAUUGGGUUACCCUCCAUUCUACUCUGAAAGAAACAAGAUUCAAAAAAAAAAUUCCAGGUUGAUAAAAAUGUCUCCGGCUCUUUUAAAUCCCUAGAAGAAAUAUAUCCAUUUUUUGAGCCUUUUCAAGAAAUAUCUCACCGUUUUCAAUCGGUAAUAGUUAAUACUUCGCUUGAAGGUUACGUUCGUUGCUCACGUUGGAAUGCGUAAUGGGUUGUUCCCACAGGUCGUGGAUUGCAGAAUGUGCCCGAGUGCUCGAAGGAAUCUGGAGAAGACGCAGUUGUGAACAGCCCUCGGAGAAGCAGUUUCGUCGACAGAGGAUCUGUCACCAUGGAUUCCAUUAAGAAGAUCAACCUUGAAGAUGUCUACACGGUGAACAAACAGGUUUGUUUUAAGUUAUUUCUUGAGGAGGAUCGAUUUCAAAAACACUAGUUGGUUUAUCCAAAAGUGUGAUCCAAGGCUCUGGGAGGUCAAAGGAGUUUUUUUUUGCAUGGAAAUACAAAAAAAACAUCAAACAACUUCGAUGCCCGAGUUGAAGUUCAGCUUCUUUGCAUUUUCAUCAUUAGCAAACCCAAAACUGAGUCCAUAGUUGAAAUUAACUUCCCUCUUCAUUUUAAUAUUAAAUUUUCGAUUAUCCUGACAACAAAAAAAUUUUUAUGCAUUUUAAUAUUUCCGUCCUUGUGGUGGAGGUUCAGAAAACUUUUGGAGCAUUCUCACAUCCAUCAAAACCCGCGGAUUGAAGUUUUAUGGGAAAAAGAGCCAUUACUCAAUUUUUGAUUAUCGACUACAUGUGUUUGCAUUGUGAGGGAUAAGUGAUCCGAUUGCAGCUGGGAACUGGUCGAUUCGGCUACGUGAAGCUUGCCGAGCACAAACAGUCGAUGAAAAAAAUCGCCAUCAAAUUUUUCCCAAGGCCACAGACGAAACAAGUUGGUCGGCUUGGAUUUUGUUCUUUGAAAGUCUGAGGGUUUCCGAAUAUUAUACGGAAAAGAUAUCAGUUUGAUGGAGCUGCUAUAAAGCUUAGACGCCUCACUUUUUCUCGAAAAAAAUGACAAAAAAGUGACAAAAAAGUUAAAGUAAUAAUAUAAUAAUCGUUUCCAGUUUCAAUAUUCUAGCAGCUUACGCAUUAUUUCUCAUGAUACAGCUCAAAAACUAGUACUUUCAAAAAGUAUGAGAAAACCUAAUGAGAAAAUCAAAGCUGGAAAUUCUCAAACCGUUUCUAAAAAGUCAUCUCAUAUGAUGUAUAAUCUUUAGGCGGACUUUGUCCGAGAAUACAACUACUCAGUGUUCUUGAGUCCACACCAAAACAUCAUCGACACGUUCGAAGGAAUGUUCCAGUCGGUCAACGACUCGGCAUUUUUCUUCGUCCAGGAGUUCUGCCCAAGAGCGUCGUUGCGCGAGGCCGUCGAAGCCACAAAUCAAAACGGUUUGUUCUGAGAAUGUGAAGGGCGUGUGGGAUCACCUUUCAUAAAUCAGAAACACACUAAGUUUUUUUGGGCUUUUUAAAAAGAAAAAAAUGGAAGAAAUUUUUGAAAAAUUAUAGCCUAACUUGACAAAAAAAUCAAAAAAACGGAAAAAAAGACUAGAGCAGCUGGUCUCAAAAAUUUCCAAAAAUUUGUCCAUUAUUUCGGAAAUCCCUGUCUAUUAAGAACAAAAAGGUUUUUUUGGAGUAAAAUGAUUAUUUCUGGAAAGAACAAUGAUAUCAACAGCCUCAUUUUGAGCUUUUUUUUUUAAAGUUAGAGCCUUUUUUCAAAAAGAAAAAUCCGCAAAGAGAUCCGUAACAUCUUCAUUUCAAAGAAAAACCGCAGGUUCUUCAGAGUUUUCACCGUAAUCCUGGAAAAUAACGCUCUGCCAAUUUGUUUCGUCUGAUAAAAAGCUUCCGAAAGUCAUUACAACCAGGAAUAGCUAUUUUCUGGCACAUUUAGCUUCAUGAGAUAGCAACGGCAUAAUGGCGCUUCCAAGUGAGAAUUCUCGGCAAAGGAUGGGACCCGGAACAAAUUCCCGCUGAAUACUUCAAAGCAAGCCUCUUUUUCAAAGAACAAACGCAUUAAAAUCUCCUUUCAUUCAGAAAAAAAAAGCGUUUAUAGAGAGAAUUUACAGGCAUCGGAGAAGCCAACGCGAAGAAAGUUUUUGCUGCGGUUCUGUCGGCUAUGGAGUUCAUGCACGAUGAAAACUUGGUUCAUCGCAACCUGAAAGCUGAAAAUAUUUUGAUCUUCGACACUCACGAUUUCUCUAAAGUAAGAGAAAGAACGGAGUUUUUUUAUGUUAGAAUUCUUGCAAUCAAGUUCAUAUAUAAUACAAUUUGAGUUAUACAUACCUAUACUUCAAAUCUCAAAUUCCUCACGCAAAACCAAAUUUCCAGGUGAAAGUAACAGAUUUCGGACUGACGCGCAAAGUGGACGCGACUGUCAAAUAUCUCGAGUACGUGAAUAACUACCACGCGCCCGAACUCUGCGAAACCGUUGUCAACGAAGUACUUACUGUCAACCGAUCCACUGACGUUUGGGCACUCGGUAAACUUUGGUCUUUUGCACUUUUUGGAAUAGACUUUUGUCACGUUUUUUGGAAAAUUCGGGAUUUUCGAUGAAAAUUGAAUCUGCUAAUCAUCAAAAUUUUUCACGUAACCAAAAUGUAUUGAAACAGUGAUGAUAUCAAAGCGAGUAAUUUGUAACAUCAGAAAGUGUUCAAUUUUGAAUUUUUUGGAUUUUGCAGCCUCUCAGAACCUGUAGUACUAAUUCUCUAGUUUUUCGGGAGAUGGGAAAAAAAAAAAUAAAAAAUAAACUUGCAUGAACUCAAAUAGUGUAAGUAGAACGUCGUUUAAAAACUGACGUCAGAAGCUGUUAUGAGAGAAAACUUGUUUAAAGAUUUUAAUUCAGCAAUAUUCAAAUCGGACCGUUAGGCUCUUUUUUUGAAGCUUUAACCUCAAAAAUCAUUUGCAAAAUGAUUGAGAUUGUUUUUUGAAAACCUCUCUGUGAUCCUCCAAUAACCUACCACGCUGUUAGUGAACCAACUGUGUGUCUAUUUUGAUGCCCGGCGUUUUUUGGUCUCUCAUGAGCUUCUCAGUCUUUUUCCUGCUUUUUUUUUCUGAAAACAAAUCAGUGUGGCUCAACAAGCGGCUAAAAAAAAGAAGGGCAGGAAGUGGGGAAACUGUUGACUUUUCCGGCGAGUGACAUGUGUUUGGCGGCGCGUUCUGACCCCUAGUGUCUUCUCCCUGGUGUGAGCUUCUUCCCGCUCGGAGCUAUUUUUGAUCCAAGCUGAUCGCACAUUUAUCGUGGCGCCGCUGACGUCAGAGCUUUAAGUUUUCCCAUCGAGUGUCGCGGCGCCUCGUUGCCACAUCUUGAUCUUGUCAUUUGCGAUUAGUUACAGCUGCGAAAGAAGCAAAAAACGUUUUUUGAAGUCUCCUGCACGUUCUCGCAAUUCGAAUAGAAAUGAAAAGGAACUUUUUUUGAAACAGGGGGAUUUAUAAGAGGGAAAUCUUUUAGAAAGUAGAAAAAUGAGGAAAAAGGGAAAAAUUCACUUGGAAGUGUGAAGAAGAGUUCCAGCAAUAUGGAAAAAAUUAAUCAUCAAAUUAAAUAGCUGCACAUUUUUUUAUAUUUUACAACUGCCCCAGGAGCAGUACCAUCAGGAAAGAUACAGCAAAGGCGACUUUCUUGUGAAGGAUUCAAUCUUCCUGAUAGUUUCUAGAGCUAUGUUUUUUUCUGUGAACCAAAACUUCAUCAGAGUUCUAAAAAAAAACAGUCAUCAUGACCAGAAAGUUUUAAGAAAAAUUAACUCCUUACAAGAAAGUUUUUACCGAAACUCCGUCUUUUUAGUAUCUUUUCUGACGGUACUGUAGAUUCAUUUACCUCCGACUUCAUCUAGAAAUGAUGAUAACCAGAUGAAACUUUCAGGCAUAAUCUUCUUCUACUGCAUGAAAGGACGGUUUCCGUGGCAGAAAGCUUCGAUAAUGUGCAAGGCUUAUUGGGAGUGGGAACAGUGGCUCAAGCGCAAGAACCCGACCUUACCCAAGAAGUUUCUGCCUUUCAGUGAAAAGGCUCUCAAACUGUUCAAAAAGUGAGUUCUUCCAGAAGAAAAUUUUUAACUCGAAAAGAUUUUUAGAACUCUCACGCCGCGUCCCAAAGAUCGCUGGACGGCCAAAGACAUGCGAAAAUGCAUAGCAAAAGAGAAAAUUCUGAAAAAUAUCAAGGUAGAAGAUCCCUACUAUUAAUUAUUGUUUUUUUCCACAUAAUUACAUCAUCUCGCUUCUGAUCACCAUUUUGAGCACUUCAACAAAAAAGUCAACUCUUUUCUCAGCAGCAAUAACAACUGACCUUUAUGAAAGUCACUCUGAUGUCUUUCUCGCCAACUUUUUUUCAGCACACUUAUCACUGAAACACGUUGAGAUACAAUAACUUUAUUCCCAGAUUGUGAUCCACGACCAAAUCAGUAUAAUUCAUUGUUCUCCGCUUGUCUGAAUCAUUUUAUAUCAUUCUACCGACUACCUAUCGAAGACGCAAUAAUUCUAACAACUCGGAAUUUGAUUUUGAACGGAAACACGAGUCAUAAACCUUGCAACAUGAAAAGCGCUCCAGUUAUGACAUCAUAAGUACACGGAAUUACUUAGUUCAGGUACGAUCAUAGAGUGCGCUAACAUUUUUUUUUCUUUUCGAGAGUGAAUAACUCCACUAAUCAAUUUUUUGCUCAACCGAUUCGCUUCUUUUAACAAGAGUGUUUUUUCAAAUAAUCUCUGACUUGAUUUCUGGCAAUAACUCAUUUGAUUUUUUGCAGAAAAACGAUAUCUACUACGUUCCAGAGUUUUCAAAAGUGAGUCUGUCUUAAAUUUCUUUUUUACAAGAAGGCUUGUAGCAUUGGUUUCGGAAUUUUCCUGAAACUUUUAUGAAUGAUAGAUGUAAUCUCUGGAGCCCCCGGUUUUCCAAUUUUCCUGUUUCCCGUAAGCUGAGGCUUCAAAGUCGAAGGAAAUCACUAUGUUCUGGUUAAAUGCGCAUGUGUGGACUUUGAUUUUUAAAUGCCAGUCUUCAGAAAACUAGCGAUUUGUGCACACCCUAAUUUUCAGGGUCUUUUUUUAGUACACAAAAAAUUUUUUUCCACUGCUAAAAAAAGAACACAUAAAACGAUCAUUGCACGAUUCGCCAAACACGAUAUGUGGUUUUUUUUUGUUUGGAACGAGCAAGAAAUAGAGUGAGCAAAGCCCAAAAUAGAACCUUUUUUGGUUGCAUAUACCACAAUCGAAAAAACCUAUUCCAAUUAAUAUAUUUUUCAGCCACAGAGUGAGCGGAAUGUCGAAGGGAACUCUAAACGGUCGACUUUGCAACAGUGGAUCAGUACCACUUUGACUGCAAUGGCCGAAAUCAGCGAACAAGUUGUUUCUGCAAGAGAUGACUGA
Messenger RNA from Caenorhabditis auriculariae, 6551 nucleotides. Lineage: Eukaryota; Metazoa; Nematoda; Chromadorea; Rhabditida; Rhabditidae. The record is from the annotation of a GenBank genome assembly.